This is a messenger RNA of Impatiens glandulifera, 650 nucleotides long. RefSeq names its product cytokinin riboside 5'-monophosphate phosphoribohydrolase LOG1-like. NCBI's taxonomy places the organism in Eukaryota, Viridiplantae, Streptophyta, Magnoliopsida, Ericales, Balsaminaceae. The record is from RefSeq and is a predicted model, not a curated record. The transcript has 4 exons. Gene Ontology annotation, biological process: cytokinin biosynthetic process. Gene Ontology annotation, molecular function: hydrolase activity, hydrolyzing N-glycosyl compounds. Gene Ontology annotation, cellular component: nucleus; cytosol. Bases 60 to 419 code for a protein of 119 amino acids.
UUAUUUAUUUAUUACAGAUCACUGGAAAAACAUUUGGUGAAGUGAAAGAUGUUUCAGGAAUGCAUCAAAGGAAAGCUGAAAUGGCUCGUCAAGCCGACGCUUUUAUUGCAUUGCCAGGUGGAUAUGGUACACUUGAGGAACUUCUAGAAGUAAUUACUUGGGCACAAUUGGGAAUUCAUGAUAAGCCGGUGGGUUUAUUGAAUGUUGAUGGAUAUUAUAAUUCACUUUUAUCAUUCAUUGACAAAGCUGUUGAUGAAGGUUUCAUUGCCCCAACUGCCCGUCACAUUAUAAUCUCUGCCCCAACUGCCCGAGACCUUAUUAACAAACUUGAGGAAUAUGUUCCGAUGCACAAUUCUACGUUGAGUUGGGAGAUGGAGCAGCAUCAGGGUUACACAUCCAGAUUUGAUAUAAGCCGUUGAUCUUAAAUCAUUCAUACGCCUGAUAUUAGAUCACAGCCGUAGAUUUAAAUUACUUCCUGACCUUUGAUUUCAGUCUGAUAUAGCUCUAUUUAUUCUUUUUUCUGGUUUACUUAUGAAUUAGUCAAGGUUAUUGUGAAAUUAUUUUUAAAAAAGCAAAGAAUUCUAUAUUGGAUAUGAUUUCUCAUAAUGUACAAUUUUUAUUUCAAUAUUAUUGGGUUAUUUUGUGUGUGU